AUGACAUUGCACUUUGGUUCUCAUACUUGCCGUACGUCAAUCUAAAUCGUAAAUCGUAAAAGUGUAUAAAAAUCGUAAAAUGAAACGUUAAAAAAUUAUAAAUGAGCCUUCAAUUUAUUCUGAUUCCUUUUCUUGCUGAAUUUUAUUGAUGACUUGCUUUAAAUUCAAUGUUGUUUUUCAUAUGUCGGUGACUGGACAAUCAACAAAGCUCUAAUCAUAAAAAAAGUGAAGUGGAUUGAAACAUGUGUUAGAAUUGCUCGUGAACUUGAUGUGCGAGUGGUGUUUACAGUUUUUGUGAAUUAUUAGAUUGUAAAUCGUUCAAAAUGCUUAUAGACGAUGAAUACGAGGCAUUUCUUACAACUCCAGAGCGGAUUAAGGCUCUGGGGUUCAAGCCGCAGAAGGAGUUGCUCACGAAUCAUCUCUUGCCGUAUGCUGACAAGUUAGAUGACGAAUCACAAAGAUUCCUUGAACAGGUCAAGACGAACCUGGCUAAAUCCGUCAUGUUGCGUGAGAUGAAACCAGCCUGUGGGGUCUGGUCGUCCAGAUUGAUGAAGUACAUACGCAUUCAUGGCUUGAAGUUUGGAAAAGAAGACCACUUGGCAUUAAUAAAACUAGCCUAUGAACUGGUCCUUAUACCUGAUUUGGAGCCGUGCAAAGUGCACAAGUUUGCAACUUUGUUCCUUAUGCUCACAAAGAAAAGAUUUCUUAUAUCUCCUGAAGAGCUAACGCUGCCAUGGAGACCUCUUUAUGACGUUGGGAUAAGGAUAUUUGAAAAGAGUUCAACAAGUAUAGGAAUGUACCACUAUCACACGGGCAAAAGUGGCAAUGAAAAACCGAGCAUGCUCGACAUGGUUCGGAAAUUCAUCUCGGGCUACGGCUUAGACGAUGCGCUCGAAUUGUUUGGACUCGCGUUACCGGACGAAAGUGACUUGCUAACGUCUCUGGAGACGUCAUACAUGACAAUGAUAAAAUGUGCAAAGCCAUACUUCGAAGUGGGCGCAACAAAAGAAAUGCUAGAAGAGUUGCUCCCACAAAUCUGUCCAUGGUCAUCCAACUCUCAAAUGAUGGGUCCAUUCACCACCUUCCUGCCCGUAGGCCUGUAUCCAAAGUACGCGGAACAAGGUCACUUGCUGUGGUUCGACCAACUGAUAAACUUGUGGGACGUGUGCUAUAACAACCAGUGUGGGAUUUCCGAUGUAAUGAUACUGUUCGCGGGCCUGGCGAAGAAGAACCCGGGCGCGGUGGACUGGACACCUCAUGUGCCCAAAAUGUUCAUGAGAUUCCUCCACGCGCUCAAUUUGCCCGUCAGCUACAAAGAUAUGCAGUAUACCAAGAACCAUUCGCUUGACAUGAAGGUCGUAGCAUCCUGGAUAGUUUGGACUAUAAACCCGGACGGCCUCGUAUUGAAACACUUGAGGUCCUUCCUCGCGGGAGUGGAGAGUUACUUGCAAAGCGCCAACGCCGGCCGGUGGUCCUUCAAAUUGAGGGAUCUUCUGAGGAAACUGGCUAGAGAAUUUCUUAUCAGAGUCCGUCGAGAACGCGAGAAGAAAUUGCAAGAAACUUGGGAGAACAAAACUCCCGAACACUACAAGCUUCGAGAUGAAGACAUAACAGAGUUCGUGAAAAUUGUCCUCGAACCGACUUUACAGGCUGUCUACAGCAGAAGCGGUUCCCUUGACAUAUCUGUUGCAUUGCAGAACUUGGCUACGUUACGACCCGCGAUUGUGAUACCUCCUUUAAUUGAGCGGUUAAGGACGUCCUUAACAUCUUUAACAGAACCUCAUAGAGUCACAGCGGCAAUGUCAGCCGUAGCGGCGGUAGCGCGACCAAUGAUUCGCGGAGCGGACGCCGACUACCCAGAAGGACCAACUCACGUAGUCCCUUUCCUAAUGGCGGUCUUACCCGGUCUCGAUCCUAAUGACAUUAAAAAAACAUUAGUCACUCUACAUUUCAUACUAAUUUUCAGUGGUAUGAUACCCUAUAUAGACUGUAGUUCUGCUCACGAAUACUAUCCCGAUUUAACUGAGGAAGAGUUGCUAGUUUGCGAAUCGACUGCUCAGUUUGAGGAUUUCGUAUUAAUCUUCUUAGACAGACUCUUCAUUAUUAUAGAGUCGAGUAUCACUGAGCAUGCUCGCUUGGACACUAAAGACCAUGAAAGUGUGAAAAGCAAGACAGACGCCGUUAUCGAAACAGCGAUAUCCUCUGCAGCGACCGCUGUCUUAAUGCAGUGUUCCCCCAAAAUAUUCAAAGAAGCGUUAAGAAAAUUCAAAUCAUUUGCUACCGAAACAACAUUCGAGACCAACGUUGCCGGUAGCAUGGUUGGAGUUCUCCUUAAAGUGUUUAGCCGUAUCGAUUCCGAAUCUACGUUAGCGGCGUUUCUGCCAAAACUUAUAGAAGAAUUAACAGAGCUAGUAGCAAACGAUGAUGCGUUGAAAGAGGAGAAUCCUCCGCGGGAUCUUUGUUAUAGACUGGUUCUAUUCAAACAGGUGAUAGAAUGUGAUGGCACAGCAUUGCUCAAAUACAUUCCGCAAAUAAUCCCAGUGCUAGAUCGUAUAUUGAAACUGCACGCAACGUACGCAUUAGUUCGUGCGGCGGAUGCUCUGGCGCACAUAUUUCAUUCCUUAUCCAACGUGGAUGUAAAAGAAUGGAGGAGUUCUGCUAAGGAUUAUGGGAGUGCUCCUCAAACGUGGUUGCCUAUUCGGGAAUGGGGUAGGGGAUGUUUGAUGAAAGACGCGAACUUGGUAUGGCAUGUGCCUAACGCUGAAGAAGCGGAGUGCGCUCAGAUGUUAGUAGACCGGUAUGUGAAACACGAGGUGACUCGGUUGAGGCAAUGGCUGAGCGGGGAGAGAGACUUGAGCCGCGAACGCAGGAUGAAAAGCUUCUACAUCUUCAGUGCGAUGACGGUGGCCUGCAACUUACUGCCGCCGCCGGACGAGGAGCAUAUUGCUAUGAUAGAGUCCCAAGUACCGGCCACGUGCUUGCCUCUCGCGACAGCCGUGCCUUACCAAGUGACGCUCGACGGCGAGAACAUGCGCGUCGCUCUCACGCGGCUGUUGGUAGACGUUCAGACAAGGAUGCUGGCCGAUAAGACCGAUGAUACACGGGGAUUGGACAUGCUCAUUCAGGUUUGGGAACGCGUGAUAGUCGUAAAGGGCCUUCGGUCGGGGCCUGGACUAGAGGCUAAACUGCGUUCAUACAACGCGUUAGACAGGGCCCUGGACGGUCGAGGGGGCCUCGGCAAAGCGGGGGUGGGUAACGGAGGGGACGAAGCGGGCGCGGCCAGGCUGAGGAUGUUGGUGGCCGAUGCCGCGAGGCUGCAGUUCGAGUCGAGGCUGGACCUUGUGUGUGACGCUGGGAUGACGCCGUCAGGGCUGCAAGCUCUGGAUGCCUUGUACGAGCUCUCGAUCAACACUUAUAGCACGGUACGUGUCCUAGCCCAGAUCGGAUUGUAUUGGAUGCUCAGUCAUUUCCCAUACUCGUACCGAGCAUUAGUUCCAAAGUUGGUCGCCCUGCUAGCGAAGGGCGGCGAGGGCGACGAGUGGCACGCGCGCCACAAGGGCGCCCUGCACAUCAUCCUGUACCCUAAACAGGGGCCCAUGAUCGCUAAACAGGACUGGGAAGUCGUUCGCACGCUGUGGCCUGCCAUCCUGAAAGCGCCGCUGAGCGAGAAACCUAGUAUACUUAGGUUAGAACAAGCGUUCAGCGACUGCCUCCACCGCCAAUUUCCAGCAGUCAACACUCGCUUGACAAUCUCAGACAGUGCCAUAGAAGCCGCUAAGAACCUCCUCCCUCAGGCGGAAUUGUACAACCCUGAGUUCAAAGCCAUGUUGGACAAAGCCGUGGAAAAAGAGCUAGCUACAUCUGAUAGAACAGAGAAGGUAUAUAAUGAGCUGAUCGAAGAAUUAGUUAACAUUGCUGAGACGCCGAAUGUACAAUGGCGUCGUCUAGAACUGGCAAUGCAGAUGCUAACAUACUGCCCGCUGGUCCAAACGCCGUACCCGCCGAGUGCGGUACGCCUCAUGGUACGCUCGCUGUUGCACGAUGACAUCGCGGUACGACGGACCGCGCAGAAACUCACGUUGUAUGCCUUGAAACAGAGGAAGAACAAAAUCAAGAAGAUCGAAAUCGAUCCUUACCAAAUUGCGGGGUUGCCCAAACCUGAAAAACAUAUACCGGGGUACAGAGAGGAUCUGGAAUGGGCCAUCUGGUCUGAAGACAAGGAAAUAAAGACUGACGAAGAAUGGGACAGGCCGUGGCUGCGCGACUACGUUUAUGGAUUUUUUGCGUGGCCUAAAAAACUGAAGAUUGCGGCACCAAUUAGCGAACAGAAGUUGUCGCUUGAUAUUCCGCCAGAGGAAAUGGAGGAAGGUGAACGUUAUCUGUUUGAGUUCUUCAGCGACGAGGUAAACAUCGACCGCCUCGUGGCCUUCUUCACUGUAGAGGAAAAGAAGGGCAAAGACAAGUUCAGUGGCAUCCGCUUCGCCAUGUUUCGGAUGGCGUUCGCGCAAUUCGGUGAGCGCGUAUCGAGUAGGCUGUUGGAUCACGCGCUGCGCUGUGCGGGCGACACGCAAGAAGCGCCGCAGCGCUUCGCGGCAGAGAUCGCCGCCGCUGCGUUGCGCGCUCCGCGGUACUGGCCGAGAUCACGCGCGCUUGCUCUGUACAGGAUCGCCAUGGAAGUCAUCAGAGCGGGGCUGACAUCAGUAACCGUAGAGACGAUGGAAGACUGGGGCACGUGCGUGGCCACAGGAGUAGAGAAAUUGGACCCCAUCCGUGGUAGCGAAGUGUUGAAGGAGUUGCUUCAGCUGUGUGCGCCGCCGCCUGCUUUGGGUGACGCGGAUCCUGAUCAUCACACUUCAUUUGUAGUCUGCACGAGGCUUUAUGCUUUACAGGGCGCAUUGGGGUCUAUGACGUGGCGAGCCGCGCCGCUCGCCGCGGAGUUGCUGAAGCGACUGGACGCGGCCAACUUCAUACAGCAUCCAUACCAGAACGUGAGGGAGACUGUUGGCAGUAUCCUCAUGACAAUCUUCGACACGGAGCUGGUGUUCCCGGGCGGCAGCAGCGGCAAGGCGCCGCGCUUACAAGACUUCUUGGCUGAAAUUAAGCCGAGACUGGCAGCGUUAUAUGACGAAAAUGGAGACAUUGUAAUAAAGACGGCCGCGUCUUUGAUAGGGGACUGCGCGUCGCAGGAGGCGUGCGUGUCGCCCGUGCCGCCCGUGGCCGCCGUGGCCGUGCCGCUCAGCGUGCUGGCCGCCAACACGCAGCUGGCCACGCUGGCCACGGACCCCCCGCACGCGGGCCACGCGCAUCAGACGGAAGGAGCCACGGAUCCAGUGGAGUCGGAGAGCGAGGAGUCCCGAGUGGACAAGCAACUGGUGGAGCGGCUGGACACUGCGCUGCGAUUGGCCGGCGACGCGGCGCCAACGCAAAGGCAUCACGCGCGCGCUGUCAACUUACUCACCACUGUUCUCCGCGGCUGCAUGGGUGUGAUAGUUCGCGGCGUCUGCAGCAACACGGAGACGCAAUACGAACUAGUGAGCACGGCGUGCGCGCUGGCGGCGAGGGGCCCGCCGCAACCGCACGAGGAGCUGCCGAGAGCCGCGGGAGGGUUCUUAGCGAGCUUGGCCCUUGCUAACCACUCCUACAAGGCCUUUGACAAAGCUCUAGAAGUGCUAGAAUCGCUGGCGGAAGGGCGUUCUUGGUGGGCGCGGCUGGCCUGCUUGGAGUUCGCUCAGCCGUUGCUGUUCUACGGCCUGCCCAUGCUAUGCGACCAGGCCGACAGGGCAGUUCGAGCGGAGCGGUUCGCGCUCAAGCUGAUGAGGGACUCCAGAGUCGAGGUCCGACAAGCUGCUGCAAAACUGCUCACAGGUCUUAUGCACUGUCGGGCUUUAUUCGACGAAGACAAGACCUUGAAAUCCCUCACGCGAAGCUGUAGGUCCAAGGAGUUGGUCGAACGACAUUGCGGAGUGCUUGGUCUAUGUGGCUACUUGUCCUCAAGGCCCUACAGCCUUGGUCCAAAGCUUGGCGAUGUGUUGGCGGAAUUGGCCAGACACACGAGCGCGCCUGAUCCAAUACCUGCCACUAUAAGGACGGCACUGGCAGAUUUCAGGAGGACUCAUCAAGACGAUUGGCCCAAACAUAGGGAACAACUUACUGAAGAAGAACUAGAUUUGUUGGCAGAUUUGACUUCACCGCCGUCUUAUUGCGCCUAAAUAUAACUUUUUAGCUGAAUAAAGGUGUUAGAUACAUUUUUAGUCAUACGUAUAUUUUGCGAAACUUUUGCACUGAUUGAAUCUAAGUUUUAGCUGUGAUGGUGAAGGAGACUUUAUUGCCUAUUUGUGAGAUAGAAACUUGCUCGACUAUUUUAGUUCUAGAAAAAUUUGCUGUGUAACAAAACUUGUGAUCAUAACAUCGUUAAUAUUGGCUGAAUUUGCGGUACUCUUGCUUAAACAAAAGUUUUACAAUUAGUCUAAGAAUACCAGCAAAAACCCCGUUGAAUUGUAAGGGCUGUGAUUACUGAUUAUAGUAAAAAUUGCAUCACAAUUCGGAAUAUCAAUCCCACUUCUGACACUUUACUAUUAGUUCAUACUUUUUUUGUAGAUUUGCCUAAAUAUUGGAAGAGAAACUGGAAUAAUUAUUAUUAUUAAUUGUAAAAAAGCCAAUAUUAACGGAGAUAUUGCUUCCAUAUAGAUUGUAAUGGUACAAUAUGGUACUGUAUUUAUAUUAAUAACAAGGCCCUCUUGCGGCGGAGGCCUGGUGCGGCAUCAUUGAAUUAAGCCCCUGGUUUAUUUUAUGGCGCUUUUUUCGUUGUAAAGGUUUGUUUUGGAGGGCCCCUUAGACCCAGGCCUAACCGGGCUUUAUAACUGUCCCAGGUCCUGGGGCCCGGGACAGUUAUAAAAUUAUCGAUUGAUUCUGACCUUUGCCGUUAAUUUGGACUACGAGUUAGUCAGUAGCCCUGAAUACUGUAAAGCGUAUUCAAAGCUAAUGAGGUUUUUCCUAUGGUUAUAUACUUACUCUCAAGUAUUUCGUUUUAUUGUUUUCGUGUUUUUGUCAUCAUCACAUAUUUAUCAUUAUCAUCCUAUAAAUUUUCGUCAGAAAUCAGCCCAACAAAAUAUGUCAGGCCGCGAUUACACCAGCUGAAAGUUCUACUGACGUAAGUAACUUACAUAGUUUAUUGUCAACUUUACUAACGUAAAUGUACAAGAGUUUUUACAUUAGUAAGCUUGUAAGUUAAUCAUGUAAGCUACCUACUUACGUGAGUAAAACUUAAAGGUGUAUCCACGGCCUAAGUUUACGAGCGCAACAUAGUGCUAAUUACAAAGGCACAGAAUCCAUGCAUAUACAGGGAAUUAGUUUUUAUACGGUUCUAAGUUAAAAUAAUUAUCGUUUUUUUUUUGCUUAUGUGGUGGUAGGUUGUUCUUUUCACUACAAACUGGGAUGGCUUGAGUAAAUUCUGUUGGAAUGUUGCAAAAUAAUAAAUAUAAAUAGUAAUGAUAUUAUCUUUGCUAAUAAAUUGCAAAGACAGUGUAGGAACCAUAAAAUUAUUAUCAUUAUUCUCUAGAUAUUGCGAUAUAAGAGUGUCUGUUAAAUAUUUGUUUUAAAAGUAAUUACUUACCUAAUUAAUUAUAUUUAUUUACAUCGUAAACAGCAUAAUAUAUAAAUAAAAACCGUUUAAAUAUGAGUUGGCCUCGCACGCGAAGGGUUCCGUACAAUCGUUUAGUCCGCGCUAAACACGCGCCAUUAGCAUUUUUAGGCGUCAGCGUUCGCCAUCUGCAUUAGUGUGAGUGCUACAUCCGUACACAGUACACGAGCGCGUGGAAAAAUAGCUGAGCAAGCUUGCAAUCGUAUCGUAGACUAUUUAACUGCCGGUAACUAUACAAGACAACACAAUUUUUAUAAUUUGCAUGGCGGCCAUUUUGAAAAUCGCCAUCUUGGUUUUUUGUUAUUUGUUACUAUAGUGGCAAUAUAAAUACACACUGCUAAUUUCAACUCGCUAUCUAUUUACGGUUCAUGAGAAACAGCCAACGGACGAACGGACAGCAGCGGCUUCGUGAAUAGGCUCCUGUUGUCGCCCUUUGUGUACGGAACCCUAUAAAAGGACUGCUCUUGAUGUUAGGUUAUACAAAAUACCUCAAAAUAAUAAUAACCAAUUCAUAAGUAGGUACGUAUAAGAUGAUGUAUAUAUUACACUGAUAAAAUAUUGUAAUCCAUAUACAUAGUUAUUAUUUUUAAUGCAUUUGUAUUAGCGAAAAUUUGUAUACAACUUAUUCUAUCUGUUAGAUAUAAAUUAGUUUUGGGUUCUCUUUACUAACUUAGUACCUAUUGUUUUUAGUUGAUUUAAUUUUGCUAAAGAUCUGUGAAGGUUGUUUUUUAAAAAAAAUGGAAAAGUAAAGUUGGUGUAAUGUUUUAUAGGUAAAUAAUAAAAAUUAAUACCAAAGA
Molecule: messenger RNA, 8436 nt
Organism: Maniola jurtina (meadow brown)
Lineage: Eukaryota; Metazoa; Arthropoda; Insecta; Lepidoptera; Nymphalidae
Product: proteasome activator complex subunit 4B-like
Exons: 25
Coding region: 324-6209 (1961 amino acids)
Biological process (GO): proteasomal ubiquitin-independent protein catabolic process
Cellular component (GO): nucleus; cytosol
Molecular function (GO): peptidase activator activity; proteasome binding
Source: RefSeq, a predicted model, not a curated record